Hyaloscypha bicolor E is the source of this 312-nucleotide messenger RNA. RefSeq names its product HET-domain-containing protein. The record is from RefSeq and is a predicted model, not a curated record. The transcript has 2 exons. The annotation marks the transcript as partial. Lineage: Eukaryota; Fungi; Ascomycota; Leotiomycetes; Helotiales; Hyaloscyphaceae.
UGGGUCCAAGACUUUUUUCACCAUCAUCCACCCUGUGUCACCAACAACGCUUCCUGUCCAAACAGGCUAAUCGAUGUUGGCCAAGCGGAUGGAUUACGACCCCCGAAGUUUAUGGAAACGAAAACGCUUCGUGGUAAUGAGUGUCGACUUUACACCACGUUAAGUCACUGCUGGGGACAGAAUCAAACCCACCUCUCCGAACCAUGCAAUCUAACAAAGAUACCCAUAUGGAAGCUCUCUAAAACAUACCAAGAUGCGAUUGUGAUCACUCAGAAAUUAGGCAUACGAUAUAUUUGGAUUGACUCACUUUGA